Molecule: messenger RNA, 945 nt
Organism: Fusarium musae
Lineage: Eukaryota; Fungi; Ascomycota; Sordariomycetes; Hypocreales; Nectriaceae
Exons: 2
Coding region: 1-945 (314 amino acids)
Molecular function (GO): protein binding
Source: RefSeq, a predicted model, not a curated record
AUGGUGACGCUCCGUAGCCAGACACGAGCUGAGAAGGCCUCCCACUCGAGUUGGGCUCUUCUCCCUCAAGAGAUCCGCCGCAUGAUCCUAGAGGAUAUCUCUAGUCAAAGACGAUGGAGUUGUGCGUCCACUGUCUGUAAAGAAUGGCAUGCCAUUAUUGCAUCAAAAAAUCUUAAUCGACUUGAGUUGGGCGGAGCAUCCGCCGAAGGCCUGGAAACAAUCAUUCUGCAAAGGCACCUCAUUCGCAGAGUUUACCUCAACAUUCAGCUUCCUCUCUAUAGAUGUAGCCAGUGUCCGGGAUAUAUCCCUCCAUUUGUCCCUGUGAGGCUCAUCAAAGAGGCACUACGAAAGCUGACCAAAGCGCUCGCAACCUGGAGGCCUACACAUCAUAUAACGUUGGAGCUCAAUGCGUACUCACCGUCUGACCCGGAUCACUGCUUCAAGAACCAUCUUUACGGAUUCGAGUACGAAAAUGAUGUAAAUUUUCUUGAGAAGCAGAUAGUUUUGCAUGAUCCAGUCCACGGCUGGUUCAGAGGGAAGCAGGUGACGCCUCCAACGCCAGCAGCUGUUCAUCAGCUGUUCAGCACAAUCAUUCCAAAGAUCAGCGGCAAGAGACUCUCAAAAGUUCCAGCAAUUAAAGGGGUCGUGAUCCGCCGACAGAUGCGACGUGAAAUCGACCGCGUCGCGCUCUCCGAAUUGCUAAAGAAGUUCCCAAAUCUCGAGAGUAUCAACUACGAGCCGUGGCGGGUUCUGUUCCACAUACCAAAUUCACUUGGCUCGAGUUAUGACCAGAGAUGGGCUUCCCACAUGGCCGCAGCACAUCAGAUCAGUGACCAUUUUCGAGGAUUUCAACGAACAGAUCAUGGAAGCUACUCGGAGGAACGUGAACUCGACCAUUAUUGUGGCAUCCAUGCAAAUAGAGACCCGCCGGCAUACAAGAUAUGA